CCGAUUACCACUUUCUCUGUACUCUCUUGGUCCUUUCUGUUGCUGCGUCUCCGGCAUUUGAGGGCUAUUUGCACCGCGAAACUGUCGGAUCGUGCUACAGAUGCGGGUGUAGCCUGGUGACUGCUCAGGAACUGGUUACCUUGUCUCGACAUUUUACCCUCAGCCUUUAUUCUCUUUCAAGGGCCUAUUUCGGAUUCCGCUACCUGUAGAUCGGCAGCAAUGUCUUCAACGACGGAAGUAUCUCUGCGCAUUGUCGAUGUCGUUGACGACAAGGGACAAUCCACCAUGAUGCCGGAUAGCAAUCUACCACCGACUAAGAACGUCGACAUUGCACCCUGGGAGGAGCCGCCUUCGCCGCCUGCAAAGCGGACCUUCGGAUUUUCGCACAAAUCCUCGUUUUCUUCUUUCCGGCAGGGGAGUAUUGGAAACAUAUCUAAUCGCGCCAGCCGUCCAUCCGAAUCCCAUAGCUUGCUCAGCAUACCAGACAGCGCCAGCACCAGCGCCAGCAUGCUCGACACCUCUCUUUUCACCCAGGCGCCUCAGCUUCGCAAGUCCAAGUCGUCCGUUUUUCGAAAUCUUAUUCGUCCGCAGCGAUCUAGGGGGGCUUUACGCUCAAGCUCAGAUGAAGCCGAGCAUCCGUCCCUUCUGCCCCCUCCCGUUCCCAGUCCUCAGUCCUACUUCCUUACCAUUGGUUCUUCUCCCUCCUCGCUCUCACCUAAACACGGUUUGAGGAAGAAGAGAAGGAAGAAGGACGCUCUGGAGACAUUGGAGGUUCCGCCCACGCCGCCACCGAAAGACGAUGAAUUGCGGUUAGACACCAACUUCGAGGACCUCGACGGCAUUGUAGAUCCUGCUUUAUGGGCCAAGAGUGACUCUCCAACUUCUCCCAGUAGUGGCGGACAUUUCAACUUCAAUCAUUCCCGUAGCCACUCGUCCGAUCACAGCACUCUCAGUUUACACGUUGGACUUCCGCCACUGUCCCAUUCCGAUUUUAACAACCCUUUCAAACCUCAGAAUCCUUCUCAUCCUCCACGCACUUCUUCAAUGGCAACCGUCAGACAAAUGCAUGGCAGUUUUAUGGACCGUAAAGUAUCGCCCAAGACCAUUACGAUGCGUGUGGCACCUCAGCCCAUUGUUAUCAGACCCCUUUCACCGAAUGAAGAGGCGGAUGAUUCCAAACCUUCAUGGGUCGCACCCGAAAGCUGGGCCGUGCAAGCAGAAGGCGAGGAUCCCGAAGAAGGUUAUUCGAGCGAGGAUAAUAUUGCCCAGCCGUUACCAGAUGAUACGGUAGCCUCAAAGACCUCAAUAUCCCUUAUGUCUAUGAGCAGUAGCAAUGGUUCCGUACAGAGUCGGAGAAACAUUGACGACAGCCUUCCCGCGAGCUUAAAUCCGCACAGAAACCAGACUCGGAUCGCCAAACAAGCGUCAAAUGGGAUUCCUAAGUCUUUAAUUCACCCUGAGGCGCAUAAAAACUACACGAUCCGUAUUUAUCGCGCCAACAACAACUAUCAUGUCGUACAGGUCGGGUUUCAGGUAACGGUUGCUGCGCUGACGCCGAAGCUUAACGCAAAAUUAUUAUUGGGUGCAGACAGGGAAACACAUCGAUUGUAUCUAAAGGAGCGAGGCAGAGAACGUGUUCUGGCCCAACAGGAGCGACCGGCGGAAAUCGUGCAACGGCGGCUGUCACAGGCUGGUUACGACAUGUCAGACGGGGUGGAGCUGCUCGGAGGAGGGGAAGGGCUGUCUUUCCUGUUAAGAUUUGUGUAUAAGAGUCAAGUCCUCGGUCCAGCAGAGAAGGAUAUCAAUUUCGACAACUACGAGUAUGUCGAUCUCACAUCACGCAGCUUACGCGCAAUUCCGGUCGAUUUGCAUAAACACGCCGAUUCUAUUGUUUCCCUAUAUUUAUCACGCAACCCCAUGUUGGAAAUACCCCUCGACUUCAUCCAAGACUGCACUACUCUCCGUGAAUUGCGGCUGUCACAUAUGGCUAUGAAGAAAGUGCCUCAUAGUGUCAAAUCCAGCGUUACCCUUCAUAGACUCGACUUGUCCUGUAAUCGCAUUGCUGACCUCGAUGAUGCAUACCUGGAUCAUAUACCCGACCUUCAGUAUCUUUAUGUGCAGAACAACCGCAUAGAGAAGCUGCCGUGGUACUUUCCCCGACUUCGAAAUCUCACUACGCUGAACAUUUCUAAUAACCAAUUCGCCACACUACCCGAAGUCGUGUGCGAAUUAAGCAAUCUGAAGGAUUUGGACAUUUCCUUCAACUCAAUUUCGGAAAUUCCGGACGAGCUUGGAAAUUUGCGAAAUCUUGAACGACUGAUCAUUGUCGGGAACCAAGUCUCCAAAGUGCCUCAUGACUUUUCCAAACUCGUCAGUCUGAAGCAGUUUGAUUGCCGAAGGAAUCAAGUGGCGGAUUUAACGGUGAUAUGCAUGUUACCCCGCCUGGAACGACUCAGUGCAGAUCAUAACUCCGUGCAUGCGCUGGAGGUGGCACUUGGGCCCCAUCUCACUUCGCUUGAUGCCUCGCACAAUGCCAUAACGCAAUUUUCGCUGAUACCGGGUCCCAUCGGACAAUCUCCCUAUGCCUUGACAUCCCUUGAUGUUUCGUAUGCGAAACUUUCCGUGCUUGACGAAACUGUACUCGGCCAACUAACAUCCCUCCGCUCACUGAAUCUCGACCACAAUUCAUUCCGAUAUAUCCCUAACUCAUUAGGUGAACUGCAAUGGCUCGAGAUCCUUUCCUGUGCAGAUAACUCUCUCGACUCCCUGCCGGAUUCUAUCGGACGUUUGCAAAAACUGGAAACGCUAGAUGCUCACAACAACAGUCUGACGGAACUUCCUGCAUCAAUUUGGCAGUGCGCGUCUCUGUUGAAGAUCAACAUGACGUCGAACUUGCUUAACAUCUGGCAUUAUCCAGCAAGUAUGAGCGUCGGAGCAAGAAGCUCAUCUGGGGAUAUUUCCAUUGUGACGGAGAGGAAAACAUCCACGGCGUCUCUAACUCACUGUAGUAUGCCACCGCUGGCGUAUUCAUUAGAGAAGCUGUAUUUGGGAGAAAAUCAGUUCACCGAUGAAGUUCUACUUCCCUUAACGAUAUUUAGGGAGCUUCGGGUCCUGAAUCUCUCCUUCAAUGAGAUUCAAGAUCUACCUGCGACAUUUUUCCGGUAUCUUACGAAACUGGAGGAGUUGUACCUAAGUGGAAAUAAGCUGACGGCUAUUCCAACGGAGGAUCUUCCUAAGUUGACGAAGCUUUCUGUAUUGUUCUUGAAUGGGAACAAAUUACAGACACUGCCUCAGGAGCUGGGGAAGAUCAAGUCAUUAAUGACUUUGGAUGUGGGAAGCAACAUCUUGCGUUACAAUAUCAACAAUUGGGAAUUCGAUUGGAACUGGAAUUUCAAUAAGAACCUGAAAUAUCUCAAUCUUUCUGGGAACAAGAGGCUACAGAUCAAGGCUGAUUCCAGACUUCUUGCGAACCACCGUUACAGUCGCGAUUUGAAUUCUAUCAGUCGACAGUCACUGGCGGGCUUCACUGACCUGACGCAGCUUCGCGUGCUGGGACUCAUGGACGUUACCAUCACUACUACAGGGUCAAAUGCCAGCGUUGAUAUUCCCGAUGAGAACGACGACCGUCGAGUCCGAACGUCGCUUUCCACUGUUAUGGGUAUGGGAUAUGGCAUCGCGGACACUCUGGGAAAGAAUGAGCAUCUCAAUAUGCUUGAUCUCGUUCAUGAGUUUCCCGGUCGCCCAGGAGAGUCGGUGUUUGCAAUGUUCGGACGAGCGCAGCCUCCGAAGGCGCUUGCAAGUGGUGCAAGCUCUAAUCGGCUAGCAAAGUACCUGCACGACAGAUUCAUCGAGGUCUUCAUGACCCAGCUGAGCUCACUGAAUGCCCAGCAUAGUGAAGGAGUCCCGGAUGCUUUGCGCCGCACAUUUCUCAAGCUCAACCAAGACUUGCAUGACUCUCUUUUCUCUUCGAAUGGAAAGUUGUCUGGGAGCUCCAGCCCCGGCAGUGUUUCUCAUUCACACGACGCCUUCUUGACGCGGAGCGGUGCAUCCGGGGUUGUGCUGUAUUUUGUUGGGAAGACAAUGUAUGUUGCAAACGCGGGUAAUGCGCUAGCGGUGGUCUCCAGAGGUGGCAAUGCGCAGUUGUUGUCUACGAAGCAUGACCCGUACGACAGAGAAGAGACGAAGCGUAUACGAAAAGCUGAAGGCUGGAUAUCGCCUCCUGGACUGGUCAAUGACGAGAUCGACAUUUCGCGGUCGUUCGGUUUCUUCCAUCUUCUUCCCGUUGUCAACGCCCGCCCAGAUGUACAUUCGUUGGAGCUGAACGACUUGGACGAGUUUGUCAUCAUUGGGAAUCGGGGCCUUUGGGAUUACGUAUCUUAUCAGACGGCCAUUGACAUUGCCCGACGAGAACGAGGCGAUCCUAUGAUUGCUGCACAGAAGCUGCGCGAUUUUGCGAUCAGUUAUGGUGCAGAGGGGAGCACCAUGAUUAUGGUUAUCUCUGUUGGUGACUUGUUCAAGCUGCCUGAUUCGCGUUCUCGUCAGCCAACGCUGGAUCCAGCUGUCGACCCAUUGCUUGUCGCUAAGCGUCUUCCUCGUCGACCACGAGAUCAGAUUAUCGACCGAGACAUUAGCCGUCUGACGGCAGAGGUCCCUGCGCCCACUGGACACGUCACAAUCGUUUUCACGGAUAUCAGGAAUUCCACUCCUCUAUGGGAAUUCAAUCCGGGGAUGCGAUCUGCAAUUACUAUGCAUAAUAAGCUGCUCCGUCGUCACCUGCGCUUCUGCGGUGGUUAUGAAGUGAAGACUGAGGGUGAUGCGUUUGUGAUCUGUUUCCAGACGGCCGUUUCUGCGCUGUGGUGGUGUCUCACGAUCCAGCUGACGUUAUUGCAGGAGGCUUGGCCGUUGGAGAUGCUGGAGUGUGAAGAUGGUAAGCCGGUGUACGAUGACCAAGAUCGUCUCGUUGCGCGGGGCCUUUCUGUUCGCAUGGGCAUGCAUUCCGGUUCUCCAAUAUGCGAAGUUGAUCCUAUCACCCAUCGAAUGGACUACUUCGGCCCCAUGGUCAAUCGUUCAGCACGGAUUGAACAGAGUGCGCAGGGCGGGCAGAUCAUGUGUAGUGCGGAGGUUAUCAAGGAGCUAGAGGUGAGUAGGGCGAUGGACUCUGAGGCGGAGGUUGAUCCUUCCGAUCCGUUAUAUGAGGCUUUGGAGGGUAUUCGCCGUAUGGGGAUGGUUGUUGUCCCUGUAGGCGAAGUGAAGCUAAAAGGUCUGGAGACACCUCUGACCCUUUCUACAAUUUACCCAUCUGAGCUGGAAGGAAGGAAGCAGCUUCAAGCGAAGCCUGCUUCUUCUAAUCCUUCCGGUUCUCGUGUUCAGUUCAGCAUCAGUCAAAUGUGCGACCUUGGGAUGCUCUGCCUCCGUCUUGAGGCCCUAGCGACCGGGCGUAUCUUCCGUAAGGUCGAGGAGGAGCCAACGCCGGAAAGGAAGCAGAGUUCAGCAUCCAUCGAAGAUGCCGAAGACGUCCCUCCCAAGUAUCUGUAUGGCGAUCCUGACAUGCUUCUUCCAUCCAUGAAUGACAGCAUGUCGGGUACUGAUCUCAUGUUGCUGCUGGAUUCCAUGGCUGGAAGGAUUGAAAAUGCGUGCCGGGCUAUCAUGGCGCCACUUACGGAGUCACCAGCUGCUUCACUGAAAGCCUCCUGGCGUACGGCUCUAGCUGCUAAAGGCGGGUUUGAUGAGGAGACGCUGAAUAUGAUUUUGGGUGUGUUAAAUGAUAUAUAGCUGUGUUUUAUUGUUAUCUCGCUUUCUCAAUGCUCGGUACAUAAAGGAGACAUUUCGGUUUAUUGUAGUCUAGUUGCAGCAUCCACCAUGUCUUUAUUACUGGUAUCAUUACAAUCAUAUACAGUAACAUUUACGAGAACUUUUUCGAAGACUUCCGAGUAAUGUCGAAAAAAGUGUCGAGGCUUAAUAAGGCACAUGAAAUUAUUU
This is a messenger RNA of Guyanagaster necrorhizus, 5979 nucleotides long. Its product is annotated as L domain-like protein. Gene Ontology annotation, cellular component: cytoplasm. The record is from RefSeq and is a predicted model, not a curated record. Gene Ontology annotation, biological process: cyclic nucleotide biosynthetic process; intracellular signal transduction. Gene Ontology annotation, molecular function: protein binding. The coding region runs from base 220 to 5772 and encodes 1850 amino acids. The transcript is spliced from 5 exons. NCBI's taxonomy places the organism in Eukaryota, Fungi, Basidiomycota, Agaricomycetes, Agaricales, Physalacriaceae.